AUGUCAGGUGUUUGUGAAGAAGGUGAUGUUAGUGUUUGUGGUGUUUGUGGAGAUAUUGAUGAUGAUGAUAGAGGUUGCAAACUAUCAGGGCGAACUGGUGCUUGUGUUUCAGAAUUAUCCUCAUUUGAAUCAACAUAUGAAAUAUUAUAA
Molecule: messenger RNA, 150 nt
Organism: Entrophospora candida
Lineage: Eukaryota; Fungi; Glomeromycota; Glomeromycetes; Entrophosporales; Entrophosporaceae
Source: the annotation of a GenBank genome assembly